Pristis pectinata (smalltooth sawfish) is the source of this 9564-nucleotide messenger RNA. It is a transcript of the gene lmf2a, whose product is annotated as lipase maturation factor 2a. Gene Ontology annotation, cellular component: endoplasmic reticulum membrane. Gene Ontology annotation, biological process: protein maturation. Bases 118 to 2334 code for a protein of 738 amino acids. Lineage: Eukaryota; Metazoa; Chordata; Chondrichthyes; Rhinopristiformes; Pristidae. The record is from RefSeq and is a predicted model, not a curated record. The transcript has 14 exons.
CUUCCCGUAAUAUGUUAAAAAAGGCAGUAAAGUUCGGACCUGUUCUAAAAGCCGUUCUUUAUUUAAGAUCAUUGUAUUAUUUGUCAUGAUAUUCAUUGACUGUUCACGGUACACUGUAUGAGAGCGGUGUUCCAGACUGCUCCCCCGCCCUGUGUCCAGGGUCCUGGGGUCGGGCCUGGCGCUCGACCCUCGGCCUCGAUGGCGGCUGUUCGGCUGCCGCGUGUCGCCUUCCUCAGGGGCAUCGCCGCCGUCUACCUGUGUGCCUUCACCUCACUCUAUGUCCAGAUCCCAGGACUCUAUGGAAGGGAGGGAAUUCUGCCAGCCCGCAAGAUGCUGAGAUUCACUGGAAAGACACUGCUGGAUCAACUAAAGGACUCCCCAACAUUGCUGUGGUUGUGUCCUUCUCUUGGACUGGACACUGAGCAGGGCAUGGAGCUCAUCUGCCUGCUGGGCAUCAUCCUGUCAUUCACUGCACUAUUGGCUGAACCUCUCCGUGACAGUUUUGUCUUUGCCUGCCUCUGGUUCCUGUACCUGUCUGUGUACCAGGUUGGACAAGUUUUCCUGUAUUUCCAGUGGGACAGUUUGCUGCUGGAGACUGGAUUCCUAGCAAUUCUGGUGGCUCCACUAUAUCUGCGGAAAUGGCGGACAGCCCCUUCGCAGCAUUAUGAUAACGUCACCUUCUGGCUGGUGCGCUGGCUUUUCUUCAGACUCAUGUUUGCAUCAGGUGUGGUGAAACUGACCAGUCGAUGUCCAACCUGGUGGGGGCUGACGGCUCUAACCUACCACUAUGAGACCCAGUGCAUCCCUACUGCUGUUGCCUGGUUUGCACAUCAGCUGCCAGUUUGGUUUCACAAACUCAGCGUGGUUAUCACUUACGUGCUGGAGAUACCGGUCCCUCUGCUCUUCUUUGCUCCAACCCGUCGCCUGAGGCUUUUCGCAUUUUAUGGUCAGAUUCUGCUCCAGGUGUUAAUUAUUAUCACUGGUAACUACAACUUUUUCAACAUGCUCACGAUCAUUCUGGGAUUCUCACUACUAGAUGAUCAGCACAUUUCCAACUGGUUCGGGUGCAGCAAGGCACAAAACACUGAGAGGCCAGGGUUUUUACAAAGGCUACAAGGCCUGGCUGUUACUCUUUUUGAGCUGGCAGUUGUUGGAGCGCUUGUUUAUGGAACUGUUCAUUACUUCGGGCUGGGAGUGAACUGGGAGAAAUGGUCAAUUGAAUCAAAAAUAGACUUUACUUACCAUGAAUUUAUACAUUGCCUGAAGAUUGUCACUCCAAUAACCAUCUGGAUUGGGGUACUUUCCCUCAGCUGGGAAAUACUCACAUCACUGCUCAACUCCCUGAUGACGAGAGGGUUUCUUGCCAAGCUGUGGGCUACCUCUUUGUGGGUCGUGUUUGCCACUGCUGCUGCUGCUAUGUUUUCUGUUAGUCUGGUACCGCACUCCUUUAUCGAUUACGAAACAAGCUCCAGCCUUCGGACUGAGAUUUUGCGGCUGUACAAUAUGGUCGACCGUUACGAGCUGGUCAACUCUUACGGGCUGUUCCGGAGAAUGACGGGAGUGGGAGGCCGUCCAGAAGUUAUAGUGGAAGGAAGCUAUGAUGGCCAGCGAUGGACGGAGAUUGACUUCAUGUACAAGCCGGGGAAUCUCAGCUUGUCCCCACCUCUGGUAAGCCCACACCAGCCCAGGCUUGAUUGGCAAAUGUGGUUUGCUGCUCUUGGAGACCACAGGCAGAGCCCCUGGUUCACCAGCUUUGUCCAUCGGCUACUCCAGGGAAAGACUGACGUCAUACGCCUAGUGCAAGUCGAUGAAUCCAAGUAUGCCUUCAGCAGCAAACCUCCCACUUAUAUCCGAGCCCAACUCUACAAGUACUGGUAUACCAAGUACGGGAUUGACAACUCACUCAAAGACUGGUGGACUCGGCAACAUGUGGGAGAAUUUUUCCCCUCUGUCACUUUAGGAGACCCCAACUUGGAAUCGCUGCUACAUGAAUUUGGCUUCAAGGACAAAGCAUCUCCAAAACGGAUAGUGAAGGAUCUUUUGCCAUCCAUCCUGCAAAUGACUCGUAAGCAAGUGGAGCCCUAUUCUGGGGAGUGGGUGAUCAGGGGUCUGUUCAUUGCCGUGGUGCUCAUCUCCUGGCUCAAAGCCCUGACAAACCGCAAAGCCAAGGGGAGCCGAUUGAAGCCAACUGUGGGGAGAGCAGAAGGGAAAGAUGCGAAUGCUGGUGAGAAGGCUGAUUAUGAUGGGAGGAGGAAGGAAUUCCGACAGACAGAGAGCAGAAUGCGGCCUCCCAUUGAUGAACACUUACCGGUCAAUGUUCGCAAAAGAAAAUAAUUUACACAAUCUUUACUGAUUUAUAUUUUUCUAUUAUGCAUCUCUCCCUUGCAGUUCUCCAGCUCUUCAAUUGGACAGGAGGGAGAUCCUCUUGUCAGACUGCAUCGCACACUUGCUGUGUGAUAGAUGUCACAUCUGGUCUACAGAGCCAUUUAUCUGGGGCUACCUCUAGGAGGCAGAAGCAUUUUAGUUAUUUAAAAAAUGUUCAUUAAAUCUCAGAGCCUCCUAUACUCCCCGGGGGAUGGUGUUCAGUAUCUUGAGGUUCUCAUCGAAGCUAUGUUUUCCUUCCCUGGAAUCAUCCUCGCAAAUUUUUCUACAUCCUGGCUUAAUGUCCUUGCUUUAAUGGAGAUUGAAAAUGGCAAAUGACUUAUAAUUGUGGGCACUGCUUUAUAUAACUAUAUUACCUCUUUAUCACCAUUUAUAAACAUUAAGUGGUGUAUUUAAUGGACAGGCUUAGCCUGUUGAUAGUGGAUGUCACUAAUGCUGUCUGCAGAUUCUUAUGGGCACAAUUGUAUUGGAAUUAGAUUGCCUAAUAAUCACUUUAACAAUCAGCAGCAAUCAGAUAACGAAUGAUGAUUCUGUUAAUCUGAGAUGAUUCAGUCAUUAUGUAAGGGGUCUAAUGAACACUAUCUUUUUUAACAUUACCUCCAAUGAUCUGCGGUUACAAACAAACUUUCUUCUGAGCAGAAUCACAUUGAAUGCCAGGUUUUGUUUUAUGAUGUCCAAGGUGAGCUUCACCUUGCGGAAUCGGGAUCUGGGGUGGGACCUUUGAAAAGAGGCGAGUCUCUGUGCCUGAGUUUGUGAUUUCACCUUGCAAGAGUCUAAACGAGGCACAUUUGUAAAUUGUUACCUGCUGAUUGGCUUAUCAAUGGUAGCAAAUAAAAGUAAGGCAAGUAUAAGUGGAGUGGCCAUUUUGGGAGGGGUCAUUGUGUGAGUGGGCACUGUUAGGGUGGGGAGCUGAGGCUUUGAUGAGAAGAGGCGAAGGUAAGUGUCUGGUAAGUUUCUUUCUUUCUUUGAUUUGAUUUGGUGUUCCCUUCAGUGCAGAGUAGUGAGAAUGGCUCCAGGGUCAGUGGUGUGUUCAGCUUGUGAGAUGUGGGAGUUCUGGGAGACAGCCAGUCUCCCUGAUAACUACAUCUGCACAAGGUGCAUCCAGCUACAGCCCCUUACAGACCCUGUUAGGGAACUGGAGCUGCAGCUGGAUGACCUUUGGCUCCUCCAGGAUACCAAGGAGUACAUAGACAAGAGCCACAGGGAGGCAGUCACUCCGAAGCCUCAGGAGGCAGGUAGCUGGGUGACCGUCAGGAGAAGGAUGGAGAAUAGGCAGGUAGUGCAGAGUACCCCUGUGGCCGUUACCCUCAAUAACAGGUAUACUGCUUUGGAUACUGUUUGGGAGGGGUUGGGGGGACCUACCAGGGGAAAGCCACAGCGACCAGCCUCUGGCACUGAGCCUGGUCAUGUGGUGCAGAAGGGAUGGGGGGAGAAGAGGAGAGCAGUAGUAAUAGGGGAUUCCAUAGUAAGGGGGGCAGACAGAUUCUGUGGACGUGAAAGGGACUCUUGGAUGUUAUGUUGCCUCCCUGGUGCCAGGGUCAGGGACGACUCUGAUUGGGUCCACAGCAUUCUGAAGGGGGAAGGUGAACAGCCAGAGGUCAUGGUACAUAUUGGUACCAAUGACAUAGGUAGGAAAAGAGAUGAGGUCCUGAAGAGGUAGAAAGCUGAAAAGCAGGACCUCAAGGGUAGUAAUCUCUGGAUUGCUGCCUGUGCCAUGUGCCAGUGAGAGUAAGAAUAAAUUGAUUUGGCUGAUGAAUGCGUUGCUGAGGAGUUGGUGCAGAGGGCAGGGGUUCAUAUUUGUUGAUCAUUGGGAUCUCUUCUGGGGAAGGUAUGACCUGUACAAAAGGGACAGGUUACACCUGAACUAGAGGGGGACCAAUAUUCUUGCGGGCAGGUUUGCUAGAACUGUUGGGGAGGGUAUAAACUAGUUUGGCAGAGCAUGGGAACCAGAGUGAUAGGUCAGAGCUUGGUUCAUUUAGUGUACAAGUGCAUGCAGAGUAUAGAAAGACUGAGGAAGGAGAGGCAGUUGAAAGAGCAAAAUUGCAGUCAGUUGGAUGGGCUGAAGUGUGUCUACCUUAAAGCGAGAAGUAUCAGGAACAAGGCUGAUGAACUUAGAGCGUGGGUAAGUAAAUGGAACUAUGACAUGGUGGCCAUUGCAGAUACUUGGCUGUCACAAGGGCAGGAAUGGCUGCUGGAUAUUCCGGGGUUUACAUGUUUCAGAAGGGACAGGGACGGAGGUAAAGAAGGUGGGGCAGUGGCUUUGCUGAUCCAGGGACAGUGUCACAGCUGUAGAAAGGGAGGAUGUCCUGGAGGAAUCGUCCACUGAGUCAGUGUGGGUGGAAGUGAGAAACAGGAAGGGAGCGAUCAUUCUAUUGGGAGUAUUCUACAGACCUCCCAAUAGCAGCAGAGAAACUGAGGAGCAGAUCGGGAGGCAGAUUUUUGGAGAGGUGCAAAAAUAAAAAGGUGGUUGUUGUGGGUGAUUUCAACUUCCCUAAUAUUGAUUGGCACCUUCUUAGUGUAAAGGGGAUAGAUGGGAUGGAGUUUGUUCGGUGUGUACAGGAAGGAUUCCUGACACAGUAUGUGGACAGGCUGACUAGAGGAGAGGCUGUACUGGACCUGGUACUAGGCGAUGAGUUUGAUCAGAUUUCAGAUCUCUCGGUGGGAGAGCAGUUUGGAGACAGUAGCCAUAACUCCUUGACUUUUCCCAUCGCCUUGGAGUGGGAGAGGAGCCGACAAUGUGGGAAAGAAUUUAAUUGGGGGAGGGGGAAUUAUGCUGGUAUUAGGCAGGAACUUGGGAUAGUAAAUUGAGAACAGACGUUCUUGGGGAAGUGCACAGCAGAAAUGUGGAGGUUUGAGGAAUACUUUAUAUGGGGCUCUGGAUGGGUUUGUCCCAUUGAGGCAGGGUAAGGAUAGUAGAGUGAAGGAACCGUGGUUGACGAGAUGUAGAAUAUAUCGUCAAGAGGAAGAAAGAAGCUUGCCUGAGGUUUAUAAAGCAUGGAUCAGACAGGGCUCUUGAGAGCUACAAGGUAGCCAGGAGGGAGCUUGAGAAUGGACUUAGGAGAGCUAUAAGGGGGCAUGAGAAGUCCUUGGCAAAUAGGAUCAAGGAAAACCCCAAGGCGUUCCACAUCUAUGUGAAGAAUAGGAGACUGAUGACUAGAGUGAGGGUAGGACUGAUCAGGGCUAAAAGAGGAAACGUGCCUGGAGUCAGAAGAGGUAGGGGAGGUCCUCAAUGAAUACUUUGCUUCAGUAUUCACCAGAGAGAGAGAGACCUUGAUGUUUGUGAGGAUGGCGUACGACAGACUGAUAUGCUAGGGCACGUCAAUGUGAGAAAAGAGGAUGUGCUGGAACUAUUGACAAACAUUAGGAUAGAUAAAUCUCUAGGGCCAGAUGGCAUAUAUCCAACGUUAUUAUGGGAAGCUAGGGAAGAGAUGGCUGUGCCUUUGGCGAUGAUCUUUGCAUCCUCACUGGCCACAGAAGUAGUGCCAGAUGAUUGGAGAGUGGAAAAUGUCCCUUUGUUUAAGAAAGGGAGUAGGGAUAACCCUGGGAAUAACAGACCAGUGAGUCUUACUUCAGUGGUGGGCAAAUUACUGGAGAAGAUUCUUAGAGACAGGACUUAUGGGCAUUUUGAGAAGCAUAGGCUGAUUUGGGACAGUCAGCAUGGCCUUGAGGGACAGGUCGUACCUCAUGAGCCUGAUUGAAUUCUUUGACGAUGUGACAAAGCACAUUGAUGAAGCUAGAGCAGUGGAUGUGGUGUACAUAGAUUUUAGUAAAGCGUUUGAUAAGGUUCCUCAUGGAAGGCUUAUUCAGAAAAUCAGGAGGCAUAGGAUCCAGGGAAAGUUGGCUGUGUGGAUUCAGAAUUGGCUCGCCCAUAGAAGACAGAAGGUGGUGGUAGAUGGAGCAUAUUCUGCCUGGAGGUCGAUGCCAGUGGUGUUCCGCAGGGAUCUGUUCUGGCACCCCUGUUCUUCGUGAUUUUUAUUAAUGACUUUGAUGAGGAUGUGGAAGGGUGGGUUAGUAAGUUUGCUGGUGACACAAAGGUUGGUGGUGUCGUGGAUAGUGUAGAAGGAUGCUGUAGAUUACAACAGGACAUUGAUAAGAUGCAGAGCUGGGCUGAGAAGUUGCUGCUGGAGUUCAACCCGGAUAAGUGUGAAGUGAUACAAUUUGGGAGAUCAAAUUUGAAGGCAGAGUACAAGAUUAAUGGCAGGACUCUUAGCAGUGUGGAGAAACAGAGGGGUCCUUGAGUCCAAGUACAUAGAUCCCUCAAGGUUGCUGUGCAGGUCGAUAGGGUUGUUAAGAGGGUGUAUGGAGUGUUGGCCUUCGUUAGUCGGGUUAUUGAGUUCAAGAGCCAUGAGGUGAUGUUGCUGCUCUAUAGAACUCUGGUCAGACCACACUUGGAGUAUUAUGUUCAGUUCUGGUCGCCUCAUUAUAGGAAGGAUGUGGAAGCUUUAGAGAAGGUGCAGAGGAGAUUUACCAGGAUGUUGCCUGGAUUGGAGAGCAUGUCAUACGAGGAUAGGUUGAGUGAGCUGGGGCUUUUCUCUUUGGAGACGAGGAGGAUGAGAGGUGACUUGAUAGAGGUGUACAAGAUGAUGAGAGGCAUUGAUCGAGUGGACAGCCAGAGACUUUUUCCCAGGGCGACAAUGGCUAACACAAGGGGACAUAAUUUUAAGGUGAUUGGAGGAAGGUAUAAGGGGGAUGUCGGGGUAAGUUUUUUACACAGUGGUGGGUGCGUGGAACGCACUGCCUGCAGAGGUUGUGGGGGCAGAUACAUUAGGGACAUUUAAGAGACUCAGAUAAACACAUGAAUGAUAGGAAAAUAGGGGGCUAUGUGGAAGGGAAGGGAUAGAUGGAUCUUAGAGCAGGAUAAAAUGUCAGGACAACAUUGUGGACUGAAGGUCCUGUACUGUGCUGUAGUGUUCUAUGUUCUAAGGCAUGACUGUGCCAAGCCCCUUUUUAAUCAGUGUGAAUUGGUGAGUAGCCAAUGUCUGCUUUAGUAUGAAACUUAACUCUUAUGUCCAGUGUCCAUUGGUCCUGAUUCAGUCCUGCACAUGGUGCUGCGUUGUCACUUUUAAUGCAUCAGGAAAUCCAACCCACCCCUUCACGUCCCAGUCUCAGAUUCUGGCUCCAAUUUGAUUGGACUUGUAAAUUUUUCAGUCCUCAUUCUACUUGUGCUUCAUUCUACUUAUGGUCACUGAGUCAACUUGGUGCAGUUUUCAGUGUUGUUCCUCAGUGAGAGAUCAUGCGCUGUGCUCCAAAUCCAUAUUUUGUCUGUAAACUGUUUGAGAGGACUUUUUAAAAUUGUCACUCCUGCAAUAAAACUUCCCUACUGUAAAUAUUCUAGAACUCUGGAUCUUAUGAAUUUUUUCCUAAAUGCAGUAGUGUGCAUGAGGUUCUGCAGUAAUUUUUGGAUACUUGAAAUACCAGUAUGUGUCAAACAUCAGAAACUCCAGUUAAUGCAUGAGAAAAGAGCCAGAGAAAUGUUUUUUUUUGUUCAUUCAUAGAACAUGAUCAUUGUUGACAUGGAAUUUAUUGUCCAACCUUGUUUGAUCUUAAGUGGUAGUAACCCACACAUUGAGUCACUGAAGUUGAUCCAGCAAAAAAAAACACUAGAAGGCAGCUCUUAUCUUUAGACCCAGUGAUAACUAUGGAUCUGCAAUAUAUUUCCAAGCAUAGAUGAGGUGUGAUAUGGACGGAAACAUGAAAUUCCUAUGUACCUACGGCCUUCAUUCUUGUAUUUGGUAGAAGUUGUGGGUUCAGGGUGUGUUGUCAAAGAUGCUUUGGUGUGUUGCUUACUAUCUUGUAGAAGAUGCACAUUGUUACCACAGUGCACUGGUGGUGGAGGAAGUGAAUGGUCAAGGUGAUGGUUCAGGUGUUGUUCGAGUUUGUACUAGGUGUUGUUGGAGAUUCAGGAUGUACAUUUCAAUUUUAAACCGUAUUUCAUUGCAUACUUUCUGAUCUCCUUCACCGUGAGCAGACAAAAAUCAGACGUGCACCAUACUGAUGCCACACCUUCUUCAUCAGGCACUGCCUACAAGGAAAUCUUGUCAUUGGUACUCUUAAGUGCUGAAUAAGCAGAUGCAUUUCCUUGCAACCUUCAGGAGGUAACUGAAUGUUGCAGCAACUUGCAUCUUCCAGUGGGGACUGAAGGAAUGGCACUUUACCGUUUUUCUGCCAUAAUCUUUUAUGGCAUAACAGUUUAUGAAACCAACUGUUGCUUAAGUAGCAACAAGACUAAGGCUGAAGAGGAUUCCAUUAAGAGGCAGUUGCUGUUUUACAAACUUGGUCUCCCCAGAAAUCCUUGCUGUCAACCCAUCUCAUCUCUUCAAAAAGCAAAAAACGAGGUGCUGAAAAUCCAAAAUAAAAACACCAGGAUGGCUUGAGGGCCCUUCUCUCAAACUGGUCUCCUACCACCAUCAGCUCCUUUGCCUGGUUGAACUUGUUCUCACUUUAAACAACUCAUUUAACUGCAUCCACUUCCUCAAAAUCUAAGGUGUAGCCACGGGAAUUCAUUUGCUUGUGUCCCUGUGGGACACAUGGAACAGUCUUUGUUUCAGUACUUCUCCAGCUCCCUCCCAUUGAUGACCGUAUUGUCCUGCAUACUGAGCUUCCAGUGCACUCUGAUUCUGACCUCUGUCUUUCGCCUCUUCCAAUAAAACCCAACAUCAUUAGCCAAUAUCAUUUACUCUAUUUUUUUCACUCCACAGAUACUGUCUGACCUGGUGAGUUUUUCUAGCACUGUUUUUAUUUCAGAUUUCUAGCAGCUGCAGUGUUUUGCUCUACAGUAUUUUAUAGCUCUGUUUCCAGUACUUUUUUUCUGUUUCUUAUCAUCUUCUAUUUGCAUUUUCUGUAGACAUCAUCUGCGAUUAACAAAACUUCACCAUCCAUUUUAAGCUGACACCACCGUUACUUCUGUCAUUUAGAUUCCUAUGAUGUCCACCCUAUCACAGACAUUCCCUUCAAGAUCUCCAUCCCUCCCACCUCUUUGAUUUGUAACUUUUCUCAGUGCUGUUGAAAAGCCAUCGAUCUGAAAUGUUAAGUUGCUCUCCACACUAGUAGUUACCUGACUUUCCAUCAAUUCUUCAUUUUAUUUCCUGUCAUCACAUACUUUGGAUGAAUGUUUCCCUUGAACCACCACAGUAACAGUGGUGCCUUUGAACAAACAGUUGUCUGUCCUAUAUAUUUAGUAUU